Molecule: messenger RNA, 1074 nt
Organism: Phytomonas sp. EM1
Lineage: Eukaryota; Euglenozoa; Kinetoplastea; Trypanosomatida; Trypanosomatidae
Source: the annotation of a GenBank genome assembly
AUGCGGGAUCCGAGUCUUCGGCUUUUCACAAAGCCGCAUAAGGAGCGCGAAAAUUUCCCCCUCAUGAAGGCACAACCUUUUUUCUUCUUCGCCCUUUUCCUUGGUCUUAUGACCGAUGUAAACGUGACAGACUCCUCGCUCAGCACGACGAUCACGUCUUCCUACAACCCCUCGGCGCUACAGCAACUCGCCACGUUUGCGGACCUCGAGGCUACCGCGGAGGAGGAACACCUCGGAUGGGGGUCGUUCGCCAGCCUUGAGGCCUCCCCCCGCCCCGACCCCUGCUUGCGAUCGCAGUUGUUGCAGCCGAGUGAUCACGAUCGCGGCCUCCAAACCCCUUUUGCUUCCUCUUUUCCAUCUCAAUCUCUUCCUCCUCCUCUUCCUUGUCUUUGGGAGCAGCUCGACGUGAUGGAGGCGGCCCGCCUCACACACGACGAGGGCCUCCUCGACGCCACACGGCGGCUUCUCCAGCAGGGGAUGUUUUCCGUCAUCUACCGCUGCGAGUUAAGAGUGAGAGAGGGCAAGGGGGUGGGGGAGGAUGCCGCGGGGGGACGUCAUCACUGGAGCUGCGUGCGCUGCCACCACUCACAUCCAGUGGUGCGGGAGAGCUGCACCCGUUGUGGGGCUCCAAGCGCGUACACCAAACUGUUUUGUGGGCAAAUCCCGAAGGAAAUGCGGUGUGAGGGGUACUUGGCGAUGCUGCUGCGGGCUACGCACCCGGAGAUCCCCAUCCCCCGCAUUGAAUGCCACCUGAACGGCUCGAAGCGGGGGAAGGGAUGCGCCUCGAUCUACGUCUACCACACCCACGUCCGGGAGCUCGAAGCGAAGCUGCACCACAAUGUCUUUUUCGACAUCCUGCAUACCGACCCCGUCGGCGGCGGCGCCGCACUGGUGGCGUACUACGUCUACACAGAGCAGCGGCAAUGGCUUCAGGCGUUUGCGGCGGUGCGCGUGGCGCAGGAUCCGUUUCGGCCCUCGUAUCUACCGCGUGGUUUAAUGGUGAUGGAGGAGGCUAAAAAUACCACAUUACGGGGUGCCACCCUAGCGACGUGUCCACCCCGCGAGGUGUACUGA